Messenger RNA from Mercenaria mercenaria, 3912 nucleotides. Its product is annotated as zinc finger protein 62-like. The coding region runs from base 739 to 2295 and encodes 518 amino acids. Gene Ontology annotation, molecular function: DNA-binding transcription activator activity, RNA polymerase II-specific; RNA polymerase II cis-regulatory region sequence-specific DNA binding. The transcript has a single exon. The record is from RefSeq and is a predicted model, not a curated record. Gene Ontology annotation, biological process: regulation of transcription by RNA polymerase II. Gene Ontology annotation, cellular component: nucleus. NCBI's taxonomy places the organism in Eukaryota, Metazoa, Mollusca, Bivalvia, Venerida, Veneridae.
ACACAAAUACCCUGCUUCCAACAUUCCACUCCCGACCAGCCCACACACAUUCACCCGAAAACAAUGUCUUUUUUUAAUUUUUUAUUUAGUUUCUUGCCCUUUUGUAUCUUGGUAUCCUGUCACUGAAACAAUCUACAUAGCACCCCUCGCCCAAAACAUCACUUAGUGCUUUAAUAUCCUGUCACCACAACCACACAUACCCUGCCCUCCGCCCACCCCCAACACCCUUCCCACUACCCACCAUAAAAUAUGCCUUUUCUUUAAAUUUUGCUUCUUUCUUCCUCAAAGAUAACCCUAUAUUGCCACGAUUGGCGGAGCUCUUGUUAAAUUCUUAGUAUUUAAAAUCUGGUUUGCACAUUUGUUGUUUAGUUUCUGUACAUGUUGAUGUGUGAUUGUUCCUCAGAUUUUAUUAAUAUAUAAUUUGUAAAACUUAUAUGUCUAAUGUUCUGUAACUCUUAUCUCUCGUAGAUCUAUGUGGUUUACAAGCCAGAACUUGAAGUCACUUAGUGGAUUCCAACUUUCAGUUCAUUCCCAGCAUGAAAAAAAAAACGACAUAGUGUAUCAAAAAGUACAGAUGCAUAAAGAACAAAACCAAGUCAGGGGAAACAACAGAGAUUUUUGAAAGAGUAGUAUUCCUUCUUACACUUUAAACAUCCGUAAUGCUUGAAACACAGAUGAGAAAAAUUCUUCACAUGUUAUGAUUGCAGCUAUUUAUCGAAUAGGAACAUUAACCUGAAGAUGCAGAUCGCGAUGGCAUCUUACGUGCACUGUCUUGAUUUUGAUGCUACAUGUUACCAAAACAGUAGUCCGAGAAUACAUACAAUAGAGAAACCCUUCAAAUGUGAUGUUUGUAAUUAUGCUUGUAAUAAAAGUAUUAGUCUGCUAAAGCAUAAGGGAAUACACACAGGAGAGAAGCCCUUUAAAUGUGAUUUUUGUGAUUAUGCUUGUAAACGCAACAGUGCUCUUAAAACUCAUCGGAAAAUACACACUGGGGAGAAGCCCUUUGUAUGUGAUUCUUGUGACUACGCAUGUAUUACAAAUAGCUGUAUGAAGAGGCAUAAGAGAAUACAUACAGGAGAGAAGCCCUUUAAGUGUAAUGUUUGUGAUUAUGCAUGUAACGAUAGCAGUAGUCUGAAGACGCAUAAAAGAAUACAUACAGGAGAGAAACCCUUUAAAUGUGAUGUUUGUGAUUACGCAUUUAACGAAAACAUUAACCUGAAGAGGCAUAUGAGAAUACAUACGGGGGAGAAGCCCUUUAAAUGUGAUUCUUGCGCUUACGCAUGUGUUACAAGUAGAAGUCUGAAGAAUCAUACAAGAAAACAUACAGAAGAAAAUAAUUAUGAAGCUGAUGUUUGUGGCAAUGCCAGUUAUGAAAGCAGUAAUGUGAAGAUGCAUAAGAUAAUACAUGCAAGAGCGAAACUCUUUAAAUGUGGUAAUUGUGAUUAUACAUGUAACGCUAACAGUCGUCUGAAGUCGCAUAUUAAGAGAAUGCAUACAGGAGAUAAACCCUUUAAAUGUGAAUUUUGUGAUUAUACAUGUUACAAAAUCAGUAGUCUGAAGAGGCAUAAGAGAAUACAUGCAAGAGAUAAACCCUAUAAGUGUGAUGUUUGUGAUUAUGCAUCCGACAAUAUCAGGGGUGUGAAGAGGCAUAAGAGAAAACAUACAAUUGAAGAACUCUUUAAAUGUGAUGUUUGUAAUUACGUUUGUAAUGAAUGCAUUAGUCUGAAGAAGCAUAAGAGAAUACACACGGGAGAGAAGCCUUUUAAAUGUGAUUUUUGUGGUUAUGCUUGUAAACGCAACAAUGCUCUGAAUAUUCAUCGGAGAAUACAUACGGGAGAGAAGCCCUUCGUAUGUGAUUAUUGUGACUAUGCAUGUGUUACAAGUAACAGCCUGAAGAGGCAUAAGAGAAUACAUACAGGAGAGAAACCCUAUAAGUGUAAUGCUUGUGAUUAUACAUGUAAUGACAACAGUAGUUUAAAGAUGCAUAAGAGAAUACAUACAGGAGAGAAACCCUUUAAAUGUGAUGUUUGUGAUCACGCAUUUAAUGAAAGCAUUAACCUAAAGAGGCAUAAGACAAUACAUACGGGGGAGAGGCCCUUUGAAUGUGACGUUUGUGACUAUGCAUGUGCAACAAGCAGUGGUCUUGGCAGACAUACAAGAAUACAUAAUGGAGAGAAACCUUUUAAUUGUGAUGUUUGUGAUUAUGCAUGUAACAACAUCUGUAGUCUAAAGACACACAAGAGAAUACAUACAGGAGAGAAACAUGUAAUAUCCGAAACAAUGAUUUCCACUUAGUGCCUUUAGUUUUAGUACAUAUAACGCCAAGCUUUGUUUGUAGAGAGAUUGUAAGGAAACAAAAGCAUGGAUUGUAUUUGGGAAUGAGUUCUCAUUUCAUUGAUAGUGGUUCUUUUCUUUUUCUAAUUGAAAUAGCCAUUGAGGUGUCAUACUAAGGAUCAAUGUCACAGUUACUUAAAAACAAAAAAAAUACAUUUCAAUCGGAUCAUUAAAAAUUGAUUUUUGGUUUACGAACUCUGGCUAAAACAGACAUACUGUCAUUAGACUUGGUAUAUAGCCAGCUUAUUUAUACAUUUGUAGAACUGGUUUUGUGAUCGUUGUUUCUAAAUUUAGAAACAAAUUUCCGUUCAAUACCCUAACUUUGUUUUACAUAUAGUGGUGUGAUCUUUUAACUUAUGAUAGUAUCUGUGUUCACUUCAGCCAAUGAUUUUCCACUAAUUUUCAAGAGUUUGGUUGGAUCUAUUAACACUAAACUUUAAUGGAAGUAGCAACUAUAUGUAAUAUCUGGGUAAAUGUUUGCUCAGUUUUAUAACCUUUAUGUUAUGGACUGGGCAGGGAUAACUCGUACUGACCUUUGACCUAUGAGUGUGGCUGAUCUUUAAUUUAGGGAUACGGAUGUUAUGCAAGACAAGUCUCAUUCUGGAAAACAUUAGUGCAAAAAUAUAUUACAAUCCUUUGAAUGAUGGCUUGGGUUAUGUACUUCACAGGAAAACCCCUUAUAGAAAUUUGACCCCAGGUGUGACCUUGACAUUUGAGAUAAUUGUCUUGGUGUUGCACAUGACACAUCGUCUCAUAAUGGGAAACCUCAUGAUCGGAAACAUUUGUGUCAAGUAAUAUUGAAAUCCUUUGAUGGAUGAGUUAAAUGUUAGACAGGGAAGAAACGCUGACGUUUAAUAUAUGAGUGUGACCUUGACCUUUUGACUUGUGGCAAGGGUGUUACACAUGACACGUCAUCUCAUGAUGGGUUACAUUUGGGUCAAGUAAUAAUAAAAUUCCUUCAAGGAUAACAAUUUAUGGAUCAGACAGGAGAACAGCGACAGGAGAAAAACAGCUGCAUUUGAACUUGGCCUUUGAGCUAGGGUUCUGCGUAUUGUGUAUGACACAUCCUCCGAUUGUGGAAAACGUGUCAGGUUGUAAUAAAAUCCCUUGAUGGAUGGCUGAAUUACAGACAGGACAGAACAUUAAAGCUCAACAGUGUUGUAUCCAGGAUGGAAAAAGGGCAUGGGGCAGUCAGAAAAGGUCAUGGGAGUCCGGGGGUAUGCUGCCCUGGAAAAUUUUGAAAUCAUGCGCACCAUUUCGCGCAAUUUAGAGGCAUUCUGUGCGUGUUUGUGUGAUGAAGUACCAUUGUAUUUUAUUGUAUUUCUCUCUGAUAAUUCUAAUUUACAUAUCUAUUAUAUUAAAACAUAUUAAUAAAAAUAUCUGCUGGUGUCUUUUUAGCUCACCUGAGCAAUGCUCAGGUGAGUAUUUGUGAUCGCUCGAUGUCCGGCGUCUGUCUGUCUGUCGUCUGUCAACAUUUAGCUUGUGUAUGCGAUAGAGGCUGUAUUUUUCAACUGAUCUUCAUGAAAUUUUGUCAGAAUGAUUACCUUUAUGAAAUCUAGGCCGAGUUUGAAAAUGGGU